GUGCCUUGGGGGCGGGGCGGGAGCGCCUGGCCACGCGCAGCAUCCUGCCCCGAGCGCACAGAGCAGUCUUUCAGCCGCUGGAGCACCGGCCGCCGCAGCUCGCCACCGCCGCGCCAGCCCUCGGGCCGGGGUCUGCGCGCACUGCACGGCCCGUAGGAAGGGUAAGAGAAGGGGGACCUGCUUAGAAGGGCUCCAACUUCAGCGGACGCGUCCGGGCGAGGGCGGAAUGAGUCUGCUGUGAACGAUUUUUCCCGCUCCGAAUCCCGAGACCCAUGGAAAGUUUUGAAGGAGGAGGCGUGGCCCCGCAGCCUUAUCGUUUUCCACAGGCGAGGAUUCCGGAGAGAGGGUCAGGUGCUUUCAGGUUAACCGCCAGAAAUGCAAUGGCACAUCAUGAUUCUGAGAUGAAAGAAGAAUGUCUAAGGGAAGACCUGAAGUUUUACUUCAUGAGCCCUUGUGAAAAAUACCGAGCCAGACGCCAGAUUCCAUGGAAACUGGGUUUGCAGAUUUUGAAGAUAGUCAUGGUCACGACACAGCUUGUUCGUUUUGGUUUAAGUAACCAGCUGGUGGUUGCUUUCAAAGAAGAUAACACUGUUGCUUUUAAGCACUUGUUUUUGAAAGGAUAUUCUGGUAUAGAUGAAGAUGACUACAGCUGCAGUGUAUAUACCCAAGAAGAUGUCUAUGAGAGCAUUUUCUUUGCUAUUAAUCAGUAUUAUCAUCUAAAGGACAUUGCCCUGGGGACCCUUGGUUAUGGAGAAAAUGAAGACAAUAGAAUCGGCUUAAAAGUCUGUAAGCAGUGUUACAAGAAAGGGAGCAUGUUUCCUUCUAAUGAGACACUGAAUAUUGACAACGACAUAGAGCUCGAUUGUGUUCACUUAGACCUUCAGGCUCUCUCCAAGGACCCUCCGGACUGGAAGAACUCAUCAUUUUUCAUACUGGAAUUUUAUCGGCUCUUACAGGUUGAAAUCUCCUUUCAUCUUAAAGGCAUUGACCUACAAACAAUUCAUUCCCGUGAGUUACCAGACUGUUAUGUCUUCCAGAAUACGAUUAUCUUUGACAAUAAAGCUCACAGUGGCAAAAUCAAAAUCUAUUUUGACAGUGAUGCCAGAAUUGAAGAAUGUAAAGACUUGAACGUAUUUGGAUCUACUCAGAAAAAUGCUCAGUAUGUCCUGGCGUUUGAUGCAUUUGUCAUUGUGAUUUGCUUGGCAUCUCUUAUUCUGUGUACAAGAUCCAUUGUUCUUGCUCUAAGGUUACGGAAGAGAUUUCUAAAUUUCUUCCUGGAGAAGUACAAGCGGCGUGUGUGUGAUGCCGACCAGUGGGAGUUCAUCAACGGCUGGUAUGUCCUGGUGAUUAUCAGCGACCUGAUGACAAUCGUUGGCUCCAUAUUAAAAAUGGAAAUCAAAGCAAAGAAUCUCACAAACUAUGAUCUGUGCAGCAUUUUGCUUGGAACCUCUACACUCUUGGUUUGGGUUGGAGUCAUCAGAUACCUGGGUUAUUUCCAGGCAUAUAACGUGCUGAUUUUAACAAUGCAGGCCUCACUGCCAAAAGUUCUUCGGUUUUGUGCUUGUGCUGGUAUGAUUUAUCUGGGUUACACAUUCUGUGGCUGGAUUGUCUUAGGACCGUACCAUGACAAGUUUGAAAAUCUGAACACAGUUGCUGAGUGUCUGUUUUCUCUGGUCAAUGGUGAUGACAUGUUUGCAACCUUUGCCCAAAUCCAGCAGAAGAGCAUCUUGGUGUGGCUGUUCAGUCGUCUGUAUUUAUAUUCCUUUAUCAGCCUUUUUAUAUAUAUGAUUCUCAGCCUUUUUAUUGCACUUAUUACAGAUUCUUAUGACACCAUUAAGAAAUUCCAACAGAAUGGGUUUCCGGAAACGGAUUUGCAGGAAUUCCUGAAGGAAUGCAGUAGCAAAGAAGAGUAUCAGAAAGAGUCCUCAGCCUUCCUGUACUGCAUCUGCUGUCGGAAGAGGAAAAGAAGUGAUGAUCACUUGAUACUUAUUAACUAAAGUUCUUCUGCUAAAGAUGAUUAAAGUUCAGGCCUCCUUAUUCAGUGGCUGGGCAGAGGAACUCCAAAUGACUUGGACCAGCAUUUCCAAAAUAACUCUCUUAUUUACUGUGGAGUGGGAAAGAGGACUUGUGGUUAGCCAGCUGACCAUGACCGAAGUUCCAGCUUUACUUUUUAUAAAUUGAAUGAUAAAGAAUGGACCAUAGGCUACUACUGGGCAUUAGUGCAAUUGAACAGCAAUAAUAAAAUUCUCUAUUAGUUGUUAAUCUAUGACAUGAUCUUGGAAUGGAAAAGAUCACAUUUCAGAGUGUGCAAAAGCAGUAGUGUUUAAGGCCAUGUCAUAAGUAUGUGUGUUUAUUGUCAAAUAAGGAUUUGUUUUAAAGGUGAUUCUUCGGUUUGAAGACAUUUGUUAAUUCAUGAUCUGUACAGAAAUGAAGUUGGUUGUAAUACCAAUCUAGAGACUCCAAGCUGGUGAACUAUUAAGCCGUUUAAACAUCACCCUUGGCCAGGCAUAGUGGCUCACACCUGUAAUCCCAGCACUUUGGGAAGCCUAGGCAGGCAGAUCAUUUGAGCUCAGGAGUUUGAGACCAUCCUGGGCAACAUGGCAAAACCCCAUCUCUACAAAAAAUUCAAAAAUUAGCCAGGUGUGGUAGCAGACAUCUGUAGUCCCAGCUACUUGGGAAGAUGAAGUAGGAGAAUCACCUUAGCCCUAGAGGUUGAGGCUACUGUGAGCUGUGAUUGUGCCAGUGUCCUCCAGCCUGGGUGACAGAGUGAGACUCUGUCUUAAAAAAAAAAAAAAAAGAUCACCCUUAAAUAAACAAAAAGGCCUCAUGCUCAUGCAGUGGGCUUUUCUUGGCCUGUUUUCCUCUGGGUUUUCUUCAGCAUGAUAUGAAGCAACUGUUGGCAUAGCCAGUGGGAUGAGUAGGAAAUGGAAUCAUUUGGCUGCCUCAUCGCUGUGCUGAUGGUCAUUUGUACACACACGACAUGUGGAAGUGACCUGUAGCAGUGGUCACUCAUUUUAACAAUUGAACUCCACUGUGUUGGGUAUUUACCUUUGUCUAGCCAAGAAAUAUGGUAUAUUUUCUCUAAAUAAAUUUAUUUUUAUCAUUCCAUAUGGCACUAGUACUAUUUUAUGCAGUAUCUCUAAACAACUUCCUAGUGAAAAAUUCAGAUCACAUCUCUCUUAACUACUUGGUCUCCAAAAGGGAUUUCCCAAUUUCAUAAAAGCAGUGAAGAAGAUACAGAGGCUAGGAUAUAGAAGUUAUUCAAUAAAUAUUUAUGAUGAUACCUUGAGAGAUGAAGAUCACUUCAUGCAUAGACUUAUUUCAUACUCGAGCUAUCUCAGUGGUCAGCUAUUUAAAAGUUAUUGGUAAAGAGGAGAAUCUGAAUUAGGCAGGACCCCCCUUCCAGGGCUCUUCCUCUUUCUCCUUGGCGUCAGUCUUCUCUCCCCACAAUCCCCUACCCAGUUUUCCUCCUCCUGUCACCUUCCCCCUCCUUGCUCCACCUCCAUUUCAUAUGCCUGUAUCAAAUCUAGGAAGGGAAAAAUCAUGCAGUUAAUACCAUUAAAGUUUAAGAGAGUAAAUGACUCAUAUCUACACACAUAAAACUUGGCUAAAAAUUAUUUUAAAUUUUCUUUUUUGCAAAAUAUGUGAAGAGUUAUGUUUGAUUUUUAAACCAAGACACCAUUAAACUUGUGACUUGGGGGUAAUUUGCAUGACUCCACAAUCAGAUAUGUAAUUGGACCACUUGUUAACUUCUGAGUUUAUUGUAUACUUAGUUUUGUCUCUGAAAAUAAUUGCUAUUUUUUUCUUUUUUUUUUUUUUUUUAGAGGGAGUCUGGCACUGUUGCCCAGGCUGGAGUGCAGUGGUUCGAUCUUGGCUCACCGCAACCUCUGCCUCUUGGGUUCAAGCAAUUUCCCUGCCUUAGCCUUCUGAAUAGCUGGAACUACAGGAGCACACCACCACGUCGCCUAAUUUUUAGUAUUUUUUUAGUAGAGACUGGGUUUCACCAUGUUGGCCAGGAUGGUCUCAAUCUCCUGACUUUGUGAUCAGCCCACCUUGGCCUCUCAAAGUGUUGGGAUUACAGGCGUGAGUCACCGUGCCUGGCCCAAGAAUUGCUAUUAAAAGGAUUUCACUUAUUGUGCAGCUGUGACUGCCAUUUAAACAGAAGAUUAAUGAUGAGCUUUCAUGCUCUUAGUAUUCUUUUAUUGGCUUUCAUGUUUUAUUUCUUUCUCUCCAGCUGGACAAAACCAUUUUAAGAAGAAAAAUGUUUUUUCAGGGUUACCCCACAUCUAUAGCAAACAUUGUUUUCUCCCUUUUUAAUAAUGUUAAACAAUUGUCACUUUA
Callithrix jacchus (white-tufted-ear marmoset) is the source of this 4341-nucleotide messenger RNA. RefSeq names its product mucolipin TRP cation channel 2 (gene MCOLN2). Gene Ontology annotation, cellular component: membrane. Gene Ontology annotation, molecular function: NAADP-sensitive calcium-release channel activity. Lineage: Eukaryota; Metazoa; Chordata; Mammalia; Primates; Cebidae. The record is from RefSeq and is a predicted model, not a curated record.